AAACCACAUACAUAAAUUUCCCAGCCUAUCGCUUGAGACCUGCAUUACGAACUGCAAACAGGUCUUAAACUAUAGGAUUAUAGGACUAUAGUUGAAUCCCCACACGAGUUCAUGUUUACUUAGGUAAAUAUCAUGAGAACCUUGAAGCAUGUCUGAUAAGCAGCAACCGAAGCAACAGCAACAGCAGCAGCAACAACCUCAACAGCCUCGUCAAUUACGCCGAGAGCUAGUAAAGGGCAGACUGCGGCCACCGUCAAAGCCAGCAUCGAAUACAUCAUAUACCCUCGCCCCCGCAUCUAUCAAAGAGGUUACAGUGAGACGUCCAAGCGAGAGACACUCGACCCAAAGUCCUAUUGAGAUAUCGUCCGCGGCGACGGCUCAGCCGUUUGUAGACCCCGCCGUUCUGGAACGUCACAGACGCAUCGGCGGGCCGACGUGAUCUCCCUGCAGGAUUUCCGGCUUGCAACUUGCAGCUGUAUAGGCUAUCCUGGCUAUCUCGCACUUAUAUGUGACCUCUGCGCAUGAGAGGAUGCAGCUAGCUAAUCUCAAGGUUGGGAAGUGGAGGGGCUUGCCGAGAUAAUGUCGAUCU
Molecule: messenger RNA, 589 nt
Organism: Annulohypoxylon maeteangense
Lineage: Eukaryota; Fungi; Ascomycota; Sordariomycetes; Xylariales; Hypoxylaceae
Exons: 2
Coding region: 149-439 (96 amino acids)
Source: RefSeq, a predicted model, not a curated record